Molecule: messenger RNA, 710 nt
Organism: Arabidopsis lyrata subsp. lyrata
Lineage: Eukaryota; Viridiplantae; Streptophyta; Magnoliopsida; Brassicales; Brassicaceae
Product: F-box/LRR-repeat protein At5g38396
Molecular function (GO): protein binding
Source: RefSeq, a predicted model, not a curated record
AUGGAUCUCUUAAGCAAUCUACGAGACGAUGUUCUUUGUCAUAUAUUGUCCUUCCUUACCACCAAGGAGGUUAGUUUGACAUCGGUUCUCUCUAAGAGAUGGCGCAAUCUGCUUGUAUUUGUCUCUAAUCUUCAUAUUGAUGACUCUAUCUUUCUGCAUCCCGAAGAGGGUAAGCGGGACAGGUACAAAAUUCGACAGAGCUUCGUUGAAUUUGUGGAUAGAAUAUUUGCAUUGCAAGGUGAUUCUCCCAUUAUGAAAGUCUCUCUCAAGUGUCAAACUAAGCUUGAUUCAGACUGCGUUGAUGGUUGGAUAAGUAAUGUGUUGACGCGUGGUGUUUCUGAACUUGAUCUGUCAAUCGAUUUGUGUAUGGGUGAAUACAUUCUGUUGUCUUCAAAACGUUUCGAGAGCAUUAAUCUAGUUAAGCUGAAAUUACACAGACUUUGUAUUGGCCAACUGGAUAUCCAGAUUUGUUGGUUGGCUAGUGGAAUAUUCUUACCAAUGCUUAAAGCUCUUGAACUUGAGUCAGUUGGGUUUUAUGUUGAUGAGUUAUUUCUUAGAGCUUUGCCUGCGCUCGAGGAAUUAGUCAUGGUUGAUGUAUUCUGGUCUGGAGCGUUACGGAUGUCACCGUGUCAAAUGCAAGCCUCAAGACCCUAACUUUAAAUUCCAACCAUUAUUCAAGCACUAUUUCAUUUGAUACACCUAGUCUUGUU